AUGAAUGGCGGAAGAUCAGACGCGUCAACUUCGACCGAUGAUGUGAAGAAUCGCCCACUGUGCCUGUUCUACUUCACGCACCCAUUCGGCGUACUGUCACCCGAGCCGCCCACGCUGUGCGCCGCGCCUCCGCACGUGGCCCGCGCCUUCCUCAACAUGCAGCCUGUGCCACCCGCCACGCUGUGGGGCCCGGCGCACCCCGCGCCGGCCUCGCAGCCCUCCGAGGACGACUACAACACUGCCAGCUCCGUGUCGCGGCCCAGCUACGAGCUCGGCAACGCCACCGUGCACCGCACGCCGCUCAGCCUGGUCAGCGUAGCGCGCGCGCGCCACUGCACGCUCGACUUCGCGGACUCGCGCGACUCCAUCCCCUCGUCCCUGUUCUCGGGCGACGUGUGGUACAACUCCAGCUCCAGCCGCAGCAACGACUACCCGCGCCGGUUGGUCCCUUACAACAAGAUCCUGCCGCCGCUGCAGCUGCCCAGCCCCAAAGACUCUUGCAAUCUGUCCAGUUCCGAUGACUUUUGGCCAAAAAAGUGCUUAAACCCGGAGAAAUUUUCGCUACCACCUAUUGAAAUGCCCUCAGUGAAAGUGAACGUACUGCGAAGUAAAAAGUGCAGUGUGAUGUCAGAGGAGACGUCGAGUGCGGAGAGCGCGGGGGUGCGCAGGAGUCGGUCGCGGCGGCGCGUCGGCGUCAGCAAGGCGCGGGCCCGGCGCACGCGCCCCGCCGACCUGCGCCGCCUGCUGGCCGCGCUGCUGCGCCGCGCGCUUACAGGUACCCCUUCCCCCUCCAUUCCAUCUUCUGGCCCAGGCCGAGGCCGCGAAUUAUUGAAUCAGUUCUCUGGGAAUACGAUGGUGCCCAGCCCAAGCAGGGCACACCGCUACCGUAAUUUACCGUACAUGCUCCACCGUGUCCUCCAAGUGCCGCUUAGUCCUGGAAUUGAAUUAACAGUAUUGUUGUUUGUUUCGCAGUCAGCCACCAGUCUCAAUGUAAGGGUUCAUGGCGGGUUCGCAGACAGGGAGCAGGAGGAGGUCGGAGCCCGAUUAGAACCGGACCUGCGCGUACGGCGCGUAGACACUAAGGCGCAGUCACAGGUCAAACCGGUGCACAGGGCUAGUGAGUCAUUCAUUGAGAUGUCGGCGAGACAGGCGCGGGCGGGGUGCGCGGCGGGGGCGCGGGGCGCCGGUCAGCUCGCAGCAGUGCUACUCGGCCACCGUCGCGGGCCGCACGCCACGCGCCGCACGCUAUACGCACACCGGUUAGAGCCCCAUGGGCUGAACUGCGAAGAGCGUACACGCGCAUACUCUGCUCUACCUACACAAAGAGACUGA
Molecule: messenger RNA, 1332 nt
Organism: Spodoptera exigua (beet armyworm)
Lineage: Eukaryota; Metazoa; Arthropoda; Insecta; Lepidoptera; Noctuidae
Source: the annotation of a GenBank genome assembly